Messenger RNA from Spodoptera frugiperda (fall armyworm), 3468 nucleotides. RefSeq lists its product as uncharacterized. NCBI's taxonomy places the organism in Eukaryota, Metazoa, Arthropoda, Insecta, Lepidoptera, Noctuidae. Gene Ontology annotation, cellular component: plasma membrane. Gene Ontology annotation, biological process: apoptotic process involved in development; engulfment of apoptotic cell; phosphatidylserine exposure on apoptotic cell surface. The record is from RefSeq and is a predicted model, not a curated record. The transcript is spliced from 15 exons. The coding region runs from base 221 to 2911 and encodes 896 amino acids.
GAUGUGAAUAGUGAUAACCGUGGGAAUAUAUUAAUAAAUAACAACGUUUAUAGUACAAUGCGUGAGAAAUGCACAUGUGUGAUUUAAUUCUUAAAAUACGACAUCCUGGUUCCUUCUUCUAAAACUUUGGCCAAAUUCCAAUGAUAAGCAAAUGACGAAAACUGAAGCACGAAUGAAAAAUAUUUUAUUAAAACUAACUAGUUGAAAGAAAUGUUUGGAAAUGGCGGAGUUCCUGCCGCUGUGCGACGUGUUGUUCAACGUGAUCUCGCUAGCCGGGUAUUUCUGCGACGUGGUGUUCGACGUCGUAAUGGGAUACGCGUUACUCGAACGAGGAUAUAAAGGCACUUUCGCAGCUGCUAUAUCUAUUGUUAUCACCUCGCUAGUCAUAUCACAGGUGCUCUCCCUCCGCUGGUACCUUCACGUAUGGUGGGCAGGGGAGGGUCGCAAGGGUAGACCGCCAUGGCUACCAAUACUGCUACACUGCCUCCAGCUAGGCGUGCUCUGGAGAUAUGCCCGGCUCCUAGUACCUGUAGAGCUGAGGAGAGUCAAGCACCAAGUGCGGGAUCUAUGUAUGCUACGCCUCGUGCACGCGUUCUGCGAGGCCGCGCCAAUGUUGCUGCUGCAGCUGCACAUACUGUUCAAGGACUCCAGCAGGGAACCCACCAGCGACCUCACCGUCACUCCGGAACCGAGCAUCGAUGAGCCAUCAGAAAACAAAGCGUUCGCGGAGCUGAACGUGAUAUCAGCGUCUCUGUCCCUGUUCUCCGUGUGCUGGGCGCUGGCCAGCUUCAGCAAGAAUGUCAGGCUGCAGAACGUGCACCGACUCGUGCUCACCUGGCUGGGGGUUAUAUUCCAGUUCCUGUGGCGCCUGGGUACAAUAUCGGCGCGUAUUUGCGCGCUCACCGUCUACGCUCUAGUCUACGAGUAUUGGGUCUUCUUAGUUAUAGGUCUCCACUGGCUGUCAAUGUUCCUGUGGCUGAUAUCUCCCAAGAACGUGUUCCACGGAGAGCGCAUCAGUCGGCCGCGCAAGGCGUACCUGUCGGCGCUCAUCGCGUUCGUAUACGUCUUCGCGUACGUCAACCUGCAGGAGCUUAACCAUAGGCAGAAGAUGGUGACGUUCUACUGCGUGAUGUGCGUGGAGAACUGGUUGCUGGUGACGGCGUGGUGGUGGUCGGGUCGCGCGGCCCGCCCCGCGCCGCUGGCCGCCGCCGCCGCCGCUGCCUUCGCCGCCGGCAUCGCCUUCAUGCUGCUUUAUUAUAGAUAUUUCCACGUGAGACGCCUGGGCUAUAUGCUGGGAGAACACCAACAAGGAACGAACAGUACCAACACUUCCUCGCAAAACAAAGAUGGCAAGACGUCUAAUCAAGCAGACAACCCGACGAUACCCGGCGUGUUCAACUGUCGGUUUUCAAACCCAGUUAGCAACAGUGCAGCGAAUGGUCGUAAGAAGAAGAAGCCGACUUCGUUCGUGCCUCCACCGGCCGCGCCCGCCGCCGCCUUCUGGAGGAGACCAUUGCCUGCCGCUCAUAAUCAUCAUGGUGGAUCAUCAGAAAACGAAGGCUCAAGCGUCGGUUCAAGAGUGAACAUCCAACAAAAAUUACAAGAAAAGAAGCAGAAACAGCUCGCAGAACUGCGCGUCAUAGAGGAGGAGAUCAAACAAGGCAAGCUGGCCAAAACCACGCCCGUCGCCGCCGAGGAGAUAUACAGCAGUCUACAGCGGCAGCCCAUACCCCGCGCCAAGACGCACGCAGAGCCCCCCGCCUGGCCCAGCAUAGAAAUGGCACACUCGUACCAAAACUACCCCAUCUGCAACAUCUACCCCACCUACACAGAAAUCAAACCAGACUUCAACAUCAAUAUGAACUUCCAAAACAAUGAAAACCCACCGUCAGACAUCAACGACCCUCUCAAAAUGCGAAGAUUACCGAAUAGAUACGACAAUACACGAACCUUUUACGAAAACCCAGCAAAUAUGAGAAACGACGUAACACGGACUCCACUACGCUCACCUAACUAUCUAGCUCUCAAUGAAAAUAGGAACUACGAUGCGAAUGCCUGUACAAGUGCUCGGAACGCACUCAGUAACAGUCCUAGGACCUACAUGCCAGAUGUUAGCAACAACUACGAAACAGCUGGGCUAGACAAACCUAGGAUAGCGCAGAAUUCUAUUUACUCAGAAGACCAUAGGCAAAUAGGAGAAUAUUCAGGAUACUGCGAAGGGAACCAGUACCCGAAGUACGAAAGUAAAGACGAGUAUGUGUCGGCGUUGCAUAACGCGUUGAACGUGCAGAAUAUAGACAACAUUAGGAAUAACUACAACGAGGUGGGUUGCGGGUACAACCAGAACUGCGAGCGGUUCCAGUACCCAGGGUUAGCGGGGAAGAAAAUGGAGCAGAUGCGGAAGAUGCAGCGAUGUCGGACGCCCGAGAUAUUGCUCGCGCCGCACUACUUGGACGGCUGCAACCGACAGGUCUGCUGCCACUGGGGACCGCCCUACACAAACAGGAAGAAAGAGGAAGGAGCAGGCAGUAGCGGUGAGGAGUCCAGUCCGGAUGGACCGGCGCGUGAGACUCCUCGACCUCCCAGCGAUAUCGAUAGCCAGAUCUCGUUGCCUCGAUCCUACACGCUACCAAGAGAGUUCCGCUACUGGCGCAGAAGACCGCGACUCAGAGACGCACACGUUCCCAGCAAUAAUAGCAGUGAUGGCGACGUGGACAGUGCAGACGACAACGACAGCGAGCACCGGUCGAACUGCUCGGCGGCGUCCCAGCUGCAGAGUCCGACGUACGAGGCGUACUACCGGCAGUCGGACAUGUUGCCGCGAGACGACGUCUACGCCUGCGCCGACAGACGCCCGCGCAGGAUACACGCCUUCCGGAAACAACCCGCCAAGCCAGAGACCAAGCUAUAGUAUAUCUUCUAUUCUUGUCAUUAAGUCGAAAAUUCUAUUGAAGAUAUUUUAGAGAGAUGUGUGAUGAAGUACAGAUAUCUGCAGAAGUGGUCAGGACCAUCUGCAUUUACUCUUUGUAAGAGAAAAACUCGACCAAUAUUCGGUACCUCAUGCACGCAGUUUAAAUCAUAAGAUGUGAAGCGUGCAUUAGAGGGAUCAUCACACCAAUUUUGAAAUUAACAUUGUAUAAGUGAUUGUAUUGAUUAUAUUAUUCUUGGACCUGACAAAGCCAGCCCUGUUGUAUUGGGCUGGAAAUAAAUAGGUAUUUUACUAACAACAAAGUUAUUUUUGUAUAUUCAAUUAGUCAAAUAUUGUACAUACUAACUUUUAUAUCCGUCCGUUAUGGAUCUCGAUUUUAGUUGAAUAGGUUAAUUAUUCAUUAACUCUGACUUAAUUGUAAACACUUAGGGUAAGUUAAUAAAAUGUAUUAUACUCUUGUAUUAUUGUAUAAUAGUGUAUAAUAAAUUAAUAGACUGUGAAAGGGGAGAGUGGAAAUAAAACGAUAUGUUUCAAACUUU